GAUCUAUUGAAUAUAAUGGCGCCUAGGCCGGCCCUCUACCCUCAGCUGCGCAUUCUUUUAAACCAACGCUUUUCUGUUCUCGUUCUCUGCCCGUCUCCCUAAUUGUACCCUACUCCCUGCACGUCGGAACUGCCCUUAAUGUCUGUCUCUGACACCUGGUUGUGGUUUCGCAGAUUGCGUCUCUUCGUGCUUUCAAUUUCUGCUAUCAUCUCUCUGACAUGGACUGUUGUCAUCGUGGUUUUCCUGGCCAAAAACUGGAAAGGUUAUAGCAGGGGUGAAAGAGGAUUUUUAUGUGGCUUCGCCGGGCUUGACUUCGUUACCUCGAUCCUGCUGUACCUGAUGAUUGUGGUCAAAUAUGACUAUUGGUGGGAUGCUGCGCGCGCAGUAAUGCUAGUCGGUUUGCACACUGGUGUGCCACUCUGGGUCUAUAAAUAGCGUCACUCAAAGCUAACAAAAACUGACUGAGUGUAGCGGCAUCGGCUGUCUUUACAAAGUAUGGGUUGCACUGGCCCUGUCAUAGCUUUGGAUCUUCUGAGCACUGCCAUCAAAUGUCAUUGGCCGUGCUAGUAGGUUCUUGGAUAUUAACAGCAUUUUUGAUCGCCUACGGAAUAGCCCUCCCAGUCAUGGCUUGUGUGCCAAAGCCGAAGGAACCGAUCAGUAACGUCACUGAAGAAUACGGAAACGCCAAUCGGGAGGAAAAGCGAACGCUUGUGCCGUCGGCUUCACGAGAUUCGCUCCAUCCACCCGAGCUGCCCCAACAGCCUCAUCCUCACUCUUUCGAGGACACGCGAACAUCCUCCGUCUCAGCAUCAAUCGCACACCAUCAACCGGAUGAUUCAAGGCUCAUCGAAAGCCUCACAACAAGCGAAUCAAUGUACUCUACUCCGUCGAUUCACGAAGAUGUAACAAACUUCAAACCUUUGGCCAGGCUAUACACACCUAUAAAUACCGCAGCCAUUCGGUCUACAACGCCUCCAUUUCUCAGACCUAGGGGAACUCUCAUCCAAGAGGAAAGACCUCUUUCUUUGAUAUCAGGAGCCGCUGAUGGACCCUCAGCGACUGCGGCAUAUGAGUUUCCAAUAUAUCCCGGCUCUCGUCAAACCAGCGUCGCGAGACCAAGCACGCCCUCCAGAACCUAUUCGUUGUCGGGAGCAAGGUCAUACUCCAGUCCUCUUAUCACAGGAAAUCUGGAAGAACCUGAAGCCUACUUCGAUGAAAUCAUCCUCUCCAAUGGCUUGCAGGAGAGCCACGCGGGACGUAGCUCAGAACCAAUGGUGGAAGACUGGACUUUGCCACCCCCGCCUCCAACUGCGUUAAGCCAUUCACGGUCGGAUUCAUCUGGUUCCGUCGACAUUAAUCAAUGGCGGAAACUCGUGACAGAUGCGGCUAAUGGAACGCGAUUAUAGACUCUUCCAUUGUAUGUAUAUCGUUACGGACUCUCUAGCAGCACUCAUGGUCUGGGGCAGAUUCACUUUGGACAUUCAUGCUUACCGUUCUUACGCGUAUAUUGCUUGACUUCUUUAUAACGAACUCGCCCGUGCCAUCACAUAUUUGACUCACGAACACCCCUCAUUGAACAUUUUUUUGGUCAAUCAGUUUAAUUACCUUAACGUUUGUUGCAUUUUUAAAUGUAAAGUAGUCUUUAUUAACCAAUCAAUUGGAUCCCGAACUCCC
Molecule: messenger RNA, 1674 nt
Organism: Coniophora puteana RWD-64-598 SS2
Lineage: Eukaryota; Fungi; Basidiomycota; Agaricomycetes; Boletales; Coniophoraceae
Exons: 6
Coding region: 549-1406 (285 amino acids)
Source: RefSeq, a predicted model, not a curated record